UUUUCCUCUGACUUCCAUUCCUAGUCAGCUGAGAGCACUGGGUGCGCGUUGCAGCUGUCGUCUCCUGGCGGAGCCCAAACUGCACGAGCGAGCGUUCCACAGCCCCCUCAGUGCCUGGACUGCAAGUAGUGGGAAGCGGAGGGUUACCGACAGCCCUAACAAGCUUCGGUGAGAACCAUGCCGUCCUAUGUCACAAGGCAGAAGACCAGACAAACUUUCUCAUGGGUUGGCAGGCCAUUGCCGAAUCGAAAACAGUUCUACCAAAUGUACAAAGAAAUUUGUAUGAAAAUCAAUGGUUGUUCUGAGAUUCACAUCAAGGUUGGACAGUUUGUAUUGAUUCAAGGGGAAGAUAAUCAAAAGCCCUAUGUUGCUAAACUGAUUGAAUUAUUUGAAAAUGGGUCUGAAGUUCCUCCCAAGAAAUAUGCGCGAGUACAAUGGUUUGUCCGAUUCUGUGAGAUUCCUAUCCCUAAAAGGCAUUUGUUAGGACGGAGACCUUCUGCACAGGAGAUAUUCUGGUAUGACUGUUCUGACUGUGAUAACGACAUUCAUGUGGAGACCAUCAUUGGCCCUGUUCAGGUAGUGGCAUUAGCCCCAGAAGACGAGAUCCCUGUGAAUCAGAAAAGUGAGGAGACACUGUUUGUGAAGCUGUCCUGGAAUAAAAAGAACUUUGCGCCACUGCCACCAGAAGAACUUGCAGCAUUGAGGAGACUGGAGUGCCAAAAACCUUUAGAAGCCAAGACUAAGAGUGUUAAAAGCCCUUCCUGGAGCACAGCAGAACAAGAGGUCAAAAGGAUUGAAUCAAGUCAUUCCACUUCCAGAUCUUACCAGGAUCCUGCUCAUACUGUCACUCCCAACGCAAUGAAGUCUCUGGAAUGUGGUGGUUUUACCAGGAAGCCUAACAUGAGGCUGUCACGGAAGAUCUUGUGUGAUUCCUUGGAUUCUCAAAAAACAUGUAAACGAAGAGCAGCCUUCUCUGAGACCACCUCACCACCUAAAAAGCCUCAACCUGGUGAAAUCAAGACCUCCUCAGCUUUGGAAACUCUAGGAAAAAAUGGGCAUACUCAACCCUUUUUUGCCAAAAGUAGCAUGGUUCUGAGAACCCGGGGCACAGCUGUGAAGACCACAAAGCUUACUGUGGAGAGUGCACUUAGCCCUGUCAGGAGCAGGUCGAGGUACUCAGUGGCACCCUCUGUGGGUCUGACACCUCAAUACAUUGGGAGGAAGGCAAAAGAACAAGAAACUCACAAAGAACCCAUCCAUACUUCUAUUCGUGCCCGUAGAAGGAGUUCUCUCUUGACUUUGAAGCGGAUUAAGCAACAGCUUUGGCUUCUAGAUGAUGAUAAAAGUGACCAAGAAGAGGAAGAGUCCAUAUCCUCUGUGGAAGUGUCAGACUCCAGUAGUGAGGAGGAAGAUGAGUCUGUUCCCUCCCCUCCAACAGGAAAACCCGUGGGGCAGUCCAGGACCCGGAGAACUGCCUCUAAGCCAUCAUCACAGACCCCCUCCAAGUCACCAAAGAAAACUUUUAGACCUAGACCACCUCUUCAUGCUACUCCUCAGAUCCGAGACAGAAACUUGGCUGUCCAAGAGCCAGCUAGUGUGCUUGAAGAGGCCCGGCUCAGGCUGCAUGUUUCUGCCGUGCCUGACUCUCUUCCCUGUCGAGAGCAGGAGUUCCAAGACAUCUACAGCUUUGUGGAAAGUAAACUUCUUGAUGGAACCGGAGGGUGUAUGUACAUUUCUGGGGUCCCUGGGACAGGGAAGACAGCCACUGUGCAUGAAGUCAUACGCUGUCUGCAGCAGGCAGCACAAACAAAUGAUGUUCCUCCCUUUGAAUACGUUGAGGUUAAUGGGAUGAAGCUGACAGAACCCCACCAGGUCUAUGUGCAGAUUUUACAGAAACUGACAGGCCAGAAGGCAACAGCUAAUCAUGCAGCAGAACUGCUGGCAAAGCAAUUCUGCAGCCGAGGGUCCCAGAAGGAAACCACUGUGCUGCUUGUGGAUGAGCUUGACCUUCUUUGGACUCACAAACAAGAUGUGUUGUACAACCUCUUUGAUUGGCCUACUCACAAAGGAGCCCGGUUGGUCGUGUUGACUAUUGCCAAUACCAUGGACCUUCCAGAGAGGAUCAUGAUGAACCGUGUGGCUAGCCGCCUGGGCCUCACCAGGAUGUCUUUCCAACCCUACUCUCACAGCCAACUGAAACAAAUCUUAGUGUCCCGACUGAAGCAUUUAAAGGCCUUUGAGGAUGAUGCCGUCCAGUUGGUAGCCAGAAAGGUAGCAGCCCUUUCUGGAGAUGCCCGGCGCUGCCUGGACAUCUGCAGGCGUGCCACAGAGAUCUGCGAGGUUUCCCAUCAGCGUGGUGACUCUCAGUGCCUGGUGACUGUGGCCCACUUAAUGGAAGCUAUAGAUGAAAUGUUUUCCUCAUCCUAUAUUACUGCCAUCAAAAACUCUUCUGUCCUGGAACAGAGCUUCCUGAGAGCCAUCAUUGCGGAAUUCCGUCGAUCAGGACUGGAGGAAGCUACAUUUCAACAGAUAUACAGUCAGCAUGUGGCUCUGUGCAGAAUGGAGGGACUGCCUUACCCAACCAUGUCAGAGACCAUGGCCGUGUGCUCGCGUCUGGGUUCUUGCCGCAUUCUUCUGGUGGAGCCUAGCAGGAAUGACCUACUCCUUCGAGUGAGACUCAAUGUUAGCCAGAAUGAUGUGCUGUAUGCUCUCAAAGAAGAGUGAAGGACUUAACAAACUUCUGCUUUUCCUCAAAGAGCUUUAUUUUUCUUCAGAACAUGGAAUUACAGCAAAAUAUGCAGGAUGGAAAUUGUAGAUUUGUCAUUUUCCAUUAUUUAUUUUGCUUUUUCUAAAGUGCUUGAGAAGUUUAUGGUAACAUACUAUGUAUAUGAAGAUAUGUAUACAGUAUACUUGUAUCUAUGUGAAAUAGUUCUGGGAGAAUUUGUAUGAAAUUAGGUACACUGGUUGCCUCUGGGAAAUAGCCUGGUGGUUGGGUGGGAGGCUAGAGGAAGUCUUUAUUUUAUGCUAUAAUGUAUUAGAUUUUGAAUGAUACAAAGUAAAAUUGAUUUUUAUAGAAAAAAAUUAGUGUGUUUUGGGGUGCAUCACACUGACAAUGCCCCUUGCAUGCAGGCAGUACUGGAUUCAUUUCCCAGUGCCUUGUCCUUCAUGGGGAACAUCAUGUAAUCUCAGAAUUUGGGAGGCUGAAGCAGGAGGAUUACUGCUGGCUUGAUGCUAGCCUUGGCAGCCUACAAGAUACUAUUUGAAAAAACCUAAUAAAGAAAAAAUAGUGUAGAAAUAGAUACAAAGUUUUGCCACACACGUGACAGGCUUGCUCUUGCGGAGGGCCUGCAUUCUGAUCCCAGCACCCAAGAGCAGCACACAGCCAUCUGUCACUCUUAUUCCAGGGUGUCUGACACCUUCCAAUGUCCCCAAGCAUGUAUGCAGCAACACAUACACAUGCAGGAAGGCAAGCAAACACUGAUUUAUAAACCAAAGUUACUACUUAAAAAAACCAAUCAUGCUGACACAGUAGAAGCUACUUAGGAGGUUCAAGGGCUGGAGAGAGGGCUCAGUGGUUAAGAGCACUGACUGCUCUUCCAGAGGUGCUGAGUUCAAAUCCCAGCAACCACAUGGUGGCUCACAACCAUCUGUAGUGGGAUCUGAUGCCUCUUCUGGCAUUCAGGUGUACAUGCAAGUAGGGUACUAAAUACAAAAAUUUAAAAAAAAAAAAAAAGGAGGUUCAGUAAGGAUGUGCUCUGAACUGCAGACACAACUCAUUGGUGUGCUGAGAUCCUGUUCACCCCACACUGCCAUAAAUGGGACAUGGUGGUACACCUGCCAUCCCAAAACAUGGGAGCUAGACACAAAGAUUAGAUAGAGGUUAAAGGUUGUCCCCAGCAACACAAGUUAAAGGCUAGCUGUUUGCUUUCUAUUGCUGCAACAAAGACACUAUAACCAAAGCAACUUCAGGACAAAGGGUUUGAUUACAUAUUCUGGCCACAGUCUUACCAAAAAACAAAAAAGCAGCACACCAAUCUAGGCCCUGUGUUAGAAGAAAAGCUGGGGAGGUCUGGUUACAAAGCAUGUUCAAGGUAUCUUAGCAAGAGCCAGUCUUAAACUAAAACUUUUAAGAUGGUGUCUUCAUUAGCCCUGGAACUACCUGUGUAGACCAGGCUAGCUUCAGAGCUCCACCUGUCGCUGCCUCACAAGUGUGGGGAUUGAAGGCAUGUGCCAUCCUCGAUGGCUCAGUGGAAGAGGGCUUGCUGACCAUAUGGGAGGUUCUGUGUUCCUUCCACGUCACUAGAGAAAUACGAUACCCAGAGUGCUGCUUAGGGGAUUCGUGAGAUGAGUGUGAUAAUGUCUGCGAUUAGUCUCCAAAUAGUUUAGAGAUUUGUAUGUCCGAGGCCUGUAAUCCCAGCUACUCAAAAGUUAAGAUGGGAUUAUAAACACAAGGCCUAGACUGUAACAGGGAGCUCAAGGUCAGCCUGAGCAUCUUAGUGAGACCCUGGCUCAAGAAAAUAGAGGCCUGGGAUACAGUUCUGUGGUAAAUUGACCCGGCAUGCUAGAAGCCCUAGUCUAUACUCCUUUACCAUAUCCUAAUAAAACUGAAUUGAGGACCCCUAUCAGGGUAUUUUAAAGGACUAUUUUGUAUGUAUAAUGUUUUAUCUGCAUCAGUGAGUAAGUGCCACCCAUGUGCACUCAGAGACCAGGAGGGGCCAUCUGAUCCCCCUAAAGCUAGUUACAAAUGUGUGAGCAGCUAUGUGGGUGCUGGGAACUAAAACUACACAAAAGCAAGUGCUCUUAACGGCUGAGCCACCUCUCCUCCCCAUAUCAAAAAUAUACUUCCACAGUUAACCAAAAGGAAGAGCAAAGAUGUCCUUUAUAGAAGAAAAAUGAAUGAUAAGGAAACAGAUCAAAGCCAUGAGUCUAAAGGCCAAGAUGGGGGUUCUUUUAGAUGAUCUAAAUUUAGUUUCUAGAACUGAAGUCAGGCGGCUCACAACUGCCUCUAACUCCAGCUCCAGGGUACCUGACACCAUCUUCCAGACUCUAAGGGCACUUGUACGCAUGGACACCUACACAUAGAUCCACAUGUAAAUACAUCAUCAAAAAAAUUUUUAACUUUUAAAAAUCAUGAAAUUUGAUGGGGGCGAUAGCUCACAAUGUUUAUGGCAAAAGCACAAGAACUGGGGUUGGUCCAGUGGUAGAGCGCUUGCCUAGCAAGUGCAAGGCCUUGGGUUCGGUCCCCAGCUCUGGAAAGAAAAGAAGAAAAAGAAAAAAAAAAAAAAAAAAAAAGCACAAGAACCUGAGCUGGAUCUAGUUUCUAGAAUGUUAAUUGUAGGUACAACUUCUUCUGGGAACCUCCAUUGACAAAAUAGAACUGUCACAUGACCCAACAAUAUACACCCAAACAACUAUAUCCUGUCAUAAAAUUACUUCUGGCCAUCAACAGAUUUGUCUGUAAAGAAAAAUGAAAUUAGGAAGUCUGCAGGAAAAUGGAUGGAUCUAUAAAAUACAUUGUGAUAAUACUGCACGUUGUCUCGUGGACGCCAGCUUUUAAAUUAUUUACUCAUCACACAGUGAAACUCUCAAAACAAGGACAACUCCCAAAACAAAGAACUUUGCCAACACAAACAACCCACCACUUGGAGAGUGGGAUGUGGCUCAGUGACUAACAGUGCUUGCUCUCUAAGCAUAACGGCAUGUUUGAACCCCCAGAACCUACACAAAAAGCUAGACAUACAGGGACUGAGGAGAUGACUCAGUGGUUAAAGAUACUUGUAGCUCUUGCAGAGGACCCAGGUUAGAUUCCCAGCACCCAUGUGGCAGCCUACUACCAUCUUUAACUCUGGUCUCAGGGGAUCUGAUUCCUCAUGGCUUCCAUGGACACUGCACAUAUAUGAUGUACUUUCAUAAAUGCAACAAAACGCUUGGAAACGCACACACCAUAUACACACAAAUAAAAGCAGAAAACAAAAACGGAGGCUGCAGAGAUGGUUCAGCACAUGGGGUAGCUCACAAGACACUAAUACUGUUUGUUAGUUUCCUUGACACAGGGAUUCUCUGUAUAGCCUUGUCUAUCCUAGAACUCCCUCUGAAGACCAGGCUGGCCUUGACCUCCAUCUUUUUGUUUUUUAAUAUGAAUUUAAAAGGAGGGGGAUCUGAUGCCCUCUUCUGGCGUGCAGGUGUACAGGCAGACAGGGCACAUUUCAAAAAAAACAAAAAAUAGAGCUGGGCGAUAUUGCAUGAGUUUGUGACCCCAGCAUUGGGAAGAGGAGACUGGGGAAUUCCAGAGCUCGCUGAUCAGCAAGACUAAGCUCAAACAGCCUCUAGUUCAGUGAGAGAUCUUGUCUCAAGGAAAUGAGGUGGAGUAUGGACCGUGGAAGAUGAAAACACAAGGCCCUCCAUGCGCGUCAUACACAUAGGCAACAUACAGUCAUGAAUACAACCCCAAACCCAUUUCUUUAUCCUCUGAACAAGAAAAAUAGCCUCUGGGAAAACUCUGUGUAGAGACCUAAGAAAACAGUGUAAAGUUUACUUCAGCACAUAAUUUGGCACAAAGGUGAUUCUUUGCCAUUAUCUGCUUGCAUUUGGAGAGUUUUCUUCUGCACUGGUCCCUCUGGUCACUAUCCUCUCUUAUCCCUCCUGACUCUAUUAUUAUACACUGUCUUCUACAUUAUUCUCCAUUCUCAUUUGAGCCUGUGUGGGGCCAGCGUGAGUGUCCUGUAAGAGGACAGAUACUCAUUGAGAAGGAACUGUUGCAGAAUGGGAGAUAGGAGUCGGUGGCCACACCUCGUGUAAUUUACUAGAACUAGGAGGUGGUUCCACCGCUAGCAGCUCAGCAGGCCCAUGGGUGUGAUGCCUGCGCUGUAUAGAUGCAGGCAGGACUACAAGUUCCAUGUCAUCGUUCAUUACAAAUCAAAUGUGAGGUCAGGUUUGAGCACAUGAGACUGUUUCAAACAAACCAGCCAGGUGGUGGUGGUGGUGCACUCCUUUAAUCCCAGGAGUGGAUUUUAUACUCAGGAAGUAGAGGCAGGUAUGUCUCAGUGAGUUCAAGGCCAGCCUGGUCUACAAAGCAAAUUCUACAACAGCCAGGACUGUUACAGAGAAACCCUGUCUUGAAAAAACAAAACAAAAGACAAACAAAUGAAAAACCCCAAACCUAUAGGAAUUAAUGUCUACUGUGUAUUAUUGGUGUGGGUUGAUUUGAAUGUCAGAGUGCAGUCAGGCCUGCAUCUGUGUAGGGUCAGAGGACGACAAUUGGGAGUUACCUUACUGAGGCAGUUUGUUUACCAGACCGAGUUGUCACUAUGUUGCCUAGAACCAGACCAGGCUGCCUCUGCCUCCCGAGCGCUCUGACGUAACGCAUGCACCACCAUGGGGGUUGCACAACUCUUCUUUCAAUUAGAACUGAAGCCUGCAGUCUCUCCAUGAAGUGAGACUGUGCAUGUGACGUGGGGAAUCUUGGGGUUCGGUCCACCUGCGGGUCAGUUCCAUCAAUUCCGAUAUAUCAGGGCUCCUUGAGGUAGAGGCGGCCCUUCAGCCUGCAUCGAUGCUCUUGUCUCAGUUAGAGAGCUUUGGUUCCUCUAAACUCAAGCUUUGUUCUGCCCUCUGACUAGAAAAGAGCUCUAUUUCCCGGAGAGCUAAUUUUCCGAGCCUAGGAUGCACAGAAUGGGCAGCGAGGAAGCCGCAUCCUCCAGGAUCUCCAUACAGGGACUCGGCCCGGCUACCUUGUGGUACCCAUUAGGAAGCGGAAGCCUCGCGGCGAGCGAAGAGAGCUAGGGAGGAGGCCUCUCGAAGAAACUACGUCAGGGUGGGGAACGCCUACCGUGUGUGAAGGGCGCAAGACGCCAAACCUCACAACGCCGCCGUCAGCCAGUAUCGCGUUACCUGCUGGAAGUGUCUGCUCACAGCCAGCCCCACCCAAGGCGUCACCUGUGGGCGCGCCC
Molecule: messenger RNA, 7946 nt
Organism: Rattus norvegicus (Norway rat)
Lineage: Eukaryota; Metazoa; Chordata; Mammalia; Rodentia; Muridae
Gene: Orc1
Product: origin recognition complex, subunit 1
Cellular component (GO): nucleus
Molecular function (GO): ATP hydrolysis activity; ATP binding; chromatin binding
Source: RefSeq, a predicted model, not a curated record